Molecule: messenger RNA, 977 nt
Organism: Vespula vulgaris
Lineage: Eukaryota; Metazoa; Arthropoda; Insecta; Hymenoptera; Vespidae
Product: protein MIS12 homolog
Exons: 4
Coding region: 142-801 (219 amino acids)
Biological process (GO): mitotic cell cycle
Cellular component (GO): chromosome, centromeric region; nucleus
Source: RefSeq, a predicted model, not a curated record
UUUGUCAACGGACGUCAAGGUGUUCUGGUCGAGAGGUCGGGAGGUUGUUCUGAAGAAAGAAAAAAAAGUCAUGAGGGAUAACAAGUGCUCGUAAAGAUAAUCACGUAUACUCGUAACGUGUAUUUCCGACUACACAAUGACAUGGCGUCUACCGAUUUUGAAAAACGCAAAGAGGAAGAAUACGAAAUGCAGCUGUUGGGCUUUCACUCGAGAGCCGUAUACGCGACACUGGAAAGUAUAACUCGUGAAACUAUCGAAUCGACCUGUAAAAAGUUAUGUAAAUCGUUACAAACAAAAUACAAUUAUGAUACGGAAGAAUUGAGAGAACUAAAGGAAAAUGAAAAACAACUAAUACAAACUUAUUGUACACGUGCAAUGCCGCAUUUAAAAAUUAUAGAGAAAACCGUAAAGAAAUACAUUUCCAUACCAAAAAACGUUUUAUUAGAAGAAGACAAAUGCCAGAGUAUUCGAUAUACUCAGGAAGAAUACGAACGAUUGGAAGAACAUUUGGAAAAUUUACAGCACAGAGCCAAGAGGGCCACUAUAUUGAAUGCAGCGUUAAAAGAAGAACUAGCUACGAUAGAUAAAUUACAAAACUACAUAAGUAAGAGUAAUGAAAUGUGUAAUAUAAUCGAAAAUAGUUCUGUGGAUCAAAAUACCAACAGUGACAUGCUUAAAGUACUUAAACAUUACCAAGAACUUUAUAAAAAGUUACUCCGUUUGGUACCUAAAACAGAAAAAGUAAAAUAUAAUCCGUUUGAAGAUUUCAAAGGUAACGAUUAUGAUUUUGAUAAUCUUUGACGAUUGUUUUAUCCUCAGAUUAUUAAAACAACUUCCUCAAUGUGCAAAAUGUGUAUAUGAAAUGUUUGUAUAUAGUACGUAAGAAGUUUUCAUUUGUAACUCUUCGUUAGAUCUCAUAAAUUAACGAAUUUUAUACAUACAUAUUUUUACUAUCGCAAUAAAGCUCAUAUUAUCUA